UCGAAUAAGAUUCAAAACCCCUCGAAAGACCCACGAUUUCUGCAGCUGCGGAGAGCGCAUUUCAUCGAGCACUUGGAAGACGACUCCAUUUCCUCUGCAAAAGGAUCUCUCUCGGCGAGGCCCUCGUAGCUUGCUUUUGUGCGUAGGAGAUGUGGGCGACCGCGGAAGGAGGUCCUCCCGAGGUCACUCUCGAGACCUCCAUGGGUUCUUUCACCGUCGAGCUAUACUUCAAGCAUGCGCCGAGGACUAGCCGGAACUUCAUCGAACUCUCUCGGAGGGGUUACUACGAUAACGUCAGGUUCCACCGAAUCAUCAAGGACUUCAUCGUGCAAGGUGGGGAUCCCACCGGGACUGGAAGGGGUGGAGAAUCGAUCUACGGUAAAAAGUUUGAGGAUGAGAUAAAACCAGAACUGAAGCACACGGGUGCAGGUAUCCUGUCCAUGGCAAAUGCUGGACCAAACACCAACGGCAGCCAGUUCUUCAUCACCUUGGCGCCAUGCCCUUCACUUGAUGGAAAACACACAAUAUUUGGACGAGUAUGCAGAGGAAUGGAGAUUAUCAAAAGACUUGGGAGUGUCCAAACAGACAACAAUGAUAGACCGAUCCAUGAUGUGAAGAUAUUGCGGACAUCAGUAAAAGAUUGAUUUCGAGGGAGUUAAUUUUCACUGACUGGGUGUUCUGUGAUACCGUCUUUCAACUGCACAUUGAUCAUGGAGCCAUAUCUGUCCAACAUUUGUAAUAUUGUGCAAUGGCGUUAGUAUCAUCUGAUGCAUGUUAUCGCCGGUCACUUCUCUUCGACAAAAGAUACAUUAUGCAAUGCGUUGAUGCUUUGUCAGGAUUAUGUCAGCUUGGGACAAAUUUGGGGCAAUUUCAUGGCAUAUGAACUCAACAGGAUCUACUCUUGGGAUGAAUGUUAAUUUUCUGGUGGGGUCGAA
Eucalyptus grandis is the source of this 935-nucleotide messenger RNA. Its product is annotated as peptidyl-prolyl cis-trans isomerase CYP18-2. NCBI's taxonomy places the organism in Eukaryota, Viridiplantae, Streptophyta, Magnoliopsida, Myrtales, Myrtaceae. Gene Ontology annotation, biological process: protein folding; protein peptidyl-prolyl isomerization. The transcript is spliced from 6 exons. Gene Ontology annotation, cellular component: catalytic step 2 spliceosome. The record is from RefSeq and is a predicted model, not a curated record. The coding region runs from base 150 to 644 and encodes 164 amino acids. Gene Ontology annotation, molecular function: peptidyl-prolyl cis-trans isomerase activity.